This is a messenger RNA of Dioscorea cayenensis subsp. rotundata (Guinea yam), 1176 nucleotides long. Its product is annotated as SNF1-related protein kinase regulatory subunit beta-1-like. Gene Ontology annotation, molecular function: protein binding. The transcript has 4 exons. The coding region runs from base 186 to 1022 and encodes 278 amino acids. The record is from RefSeq and is a predicted model, not a curated record. NCBI's taxonomy places the organism in Eukaryota, Viridiplantae, Streptophyta, Magnoliopsida, Dioscoreales, Dioscoreaceae.
CUCCCUUUCCACCGCCCCUUCCCUUCUCCUCUUCCUCCUUCCCUUCUCGGCGCCGGCGGUGGCAGCCGCCGUGAAUGAGUGCAAAUCCCUUGACAUUUCUCCUAAUCUCUUUGAAACCCUAGUUCUCCGAGUGGCACUGCUGGUGCAUAGUGUGGAAAGCUGGUGGCAUUUUGUGGAUCUGAUUCAUGGGAAACGCGAGUGCGAAGGAGGGCGAGAACGGCGCCGGCGAUGAGCCGGCGAUACCCAAUAGCGGCCACCGAGUAUCGCUGCCGCCACCGCCCGAUGGUGUGCGGAAUGGUGGAUCUUUGGAGCCGAUUGUGAGUACCUCGCCGCCACAGAGCCCCGGGAUUGGACGAUCUCCCAUGUUGUUUGCUCCGCAGGUUCCCAUUGCCCCUCUGCAAAGAGGUGCUGAUAUACCAUCACUUUUAAGUCAAUUGCAAAUAACUGAUUCUAAUGAUGUACCUCUUGAGAACGGCAUUCCCACAUUGAUCACAUGGAAUCAUGGAGGAAAUGAAGUUUUAGUGGAAGGCUCAUGGGAUAACUGGACUGCAAGGAAGGUUUUGCAGAGAACAGGCAAGGAUUAUUCCAUUUUGUUGGUCCUCCCUUCUGGAGUUUAUCAAUAUAGAUUUAUCGUUGAUGGUGAACUCAGAUACAUCGCUGAUCUUCCACAAAUCGCUGAUGAGGCAGGGCACAUCGUGAACGUUCUUGAUGUUAAUGAUUAUGUUCCAGAAAACCUGGAAAGUGUUUCAGAGUUUGAACCCCCUCCAUCACCAGACUCUAGCUACAGCAGACCAUUUCCCGCUGACGAGGAUUUCGCUAAAGAACCACCGGCAGUUCCACCUCAGCUGCACAUCACUGUGCUUGGUUCUGAGGAAGCAACCACAAAGCCUCAGCAUGUCGUCCUGAACCACCUGUUUAUUGAGAAGGGAUGGGCUUCACAAUCACUUGUCGCCCUUGGCUUGACUCACAGAUUUCAGUCCAAGUAUACGACGGUUGUUCUCUACAAACCGAUGAAAAGGUAGCACAACCUUCUCCGUCCUAGUGUACAUAGAAAAAAUUACUACUGUUUUGCUGUUAUGUAUGAGAUGUCUGUUAAUUUUGAACUUCUGUUGUUCCUUUGAACAUGUCCUGCUAAGUUAUAUUUGGGUUAGCUUCAUCAUGGCCAAAGGCUGCAAA